AGGCGUUGUUGGCUACACUGCAAGCACAAGGUUAUGGAAAUCACGAUCAUAUGACUCGAUGGUGCUCUGCUGCAAGGGGCAGGGCUGGAGGUAGAGAGCAGAAGUUGGAUUGCAGCAUCUCAGUGUGUAGUUAAGUAAACCGUGUGGUGAAGUCGUUAUUUUGAAACAGUAUGGGAGCUUCCGCGGUACCUGUUAUAAUUUUCACAAUUCUGUGGGGUGUAGUGGGUAUAGUUUUACCGUUUGUUGUGCCGAAGGGACCAAAUCGAGGUUGGUUGUGCUGUUACAUGGCCCAAAUGAAUCCUCUUAUUGGGCCCAAAUUAUCUAAUGGGAAACAAAAUCCCAGACUUAGUGAAGCCUUAAAAUUUGGAAAGACUAAUUUAAAGUAAUGGAAAAAUAAGUGUGUUGAAAGGUGUACUUUGUUUUGGUGGGGAGGUUAAUGUGAGUCAAUGUAAAAUCAGUGAAAUAUUUUCUAGGAAAAUAUGAUCCAGAAGAAUGUCUUUUCGAAACUUGUCUCUGAAAUAUGAAUCAUGGGGAAAAUGUCUGUAGAAUCUUUAAAGUAUUAAUUUCAUGCAUGAAACCUGUGUAUGCACAGAAAGAAAACUAAUACACAAGACCAGCAAAAAAGAUGCUCAAAUUAAAGGAGUAUCUUCUAAAAAUGUUUGUUAGAUUUGGUGUAGGAAAUAAGUGUUGUAUUCUUUAUUGGCUGUAAUUAUCACAGGUUUUAUUGCCUUGCUAGUUGUUGAAAUCCUAAAUGAAUUUUGUGAUGUUGGUUUAUUGUGAAAUUUGUAUUGAUUUGCAGUUGGAAACCAGAAUGUACUUUUGGCCAGAAAUUAAAAGGAGGAAUGAUAAAAUUAUAUAAAAAACAUGUUAUGAAUUAUUUUAUAUGUAUACUUUGUAGAGUAUUUGUGAAAUUUAAUUAUAAACUUUAAUGUUAAAUGCAAAUCAUAAUGUAAUUUUGAACAGAUUUUUUUUUUUUUUUUGUUCUGAUCUUAAGAAGAAUUCACGUUGUGCUCAAAACACAUUCCAGUCCAUUGAGAUUUUUUAUUAUUUUUAAUGGUGUGGAUUUCUUGUGUUGAAUAAAAUAAUUAAUGUAUAUUGGAGUUAUGGGUAUCUUGUAGAAAGUAGUUAGUUCCCAUGCCUAUAUGGGAAGUCUGUAUGUACUUGUAUAAAAAGUAAUUUUCAUGUGACAUUGCUAAUGAAGGUGUUCAGGUAUGUUCCAGUGUACUGGUAAGCAUUUUUUUGUGUAAUAUGACAAACAUAAAACACAUUUUUUAGUAUUAACUCUGGUAAUGUAUAGAGAUCAGUUUUAACAUUUAGAGAACUGUUAUAUUGUUCCUUUUAAGUUAAAAAUUAUAUGUAUUUAUUUUAGCCUAGUAAAUAAAUGUAAAUGCUUAACUAUAUUUCCAAAAAUUGAUUAUAUUCUGGGAAGAUCAAUUGAAUAUCUCGGAAAAAAAAGAAUUUGUUCAAAAAUCAAAUUUGUGUGAAAUGAGAAAAAAAGUUCACUUUCCUAUCUCUGCAAGAUGUAGGGAAUUUAAUAUUAUACAGGAAUACGUUCACAUAGCUUGAAACAUAAAAUGCAGUUGUGAGUAAAUAAAACAAUUUCACAAGUUACAACAAAAAAAUGGAAAUAUGUUAUAGCUUGAAAAAUUGCAGAUUGCAUAAAUAUAACAUUUGCUAUUAUGCAUAUAUAAGCACAGCAAGGUACCAGAAACUUGCGAAAAUUAAAUUAUAUGUCGCUUAUUUCACAUGUUAUGCACUGCAUACAUAAAAACAAUUGGAAAUUCCAAUGAACACAUUUCAAAGGGAUUUUUAAUGUUUUCUAGAUUAACUCUAACCUGCAAUAAACACUAUUGAAAUACUGAAAAGAACUGUUGGAAGCUGAUCAUUCAUCACACGCUGUUAUCUUCAUUUUUUUUCUUCACUCUUUUUCUUUGUCACUUUCGGCUGAAUCAAUAUUAUCCUCUAAUGCAUAAGUUCCCUCUUCAAAAUGGUAGCAGUAACUCGCAUUUUCUCAAUUUUGGACUAAAGAUUUUCCGUGAAGCACUUUGCCACCCAAGAGUAUUAAUGGAUCUCCCAUUCAAAUGAGACUGUAAAUACUAACCUUCAGUUUGAAAUUUGUCUAUUUCGGGUGAAAAGCAUAAUUAUGUUCAAUGUCAUCCUUUUUUGAAAGAAGUGUAACUAAGUUUUAUAUUAAUUUUUUUUAUUAUAUAAAUUUAUUCCUAGAAAUUGAACAUUUUUUAGGUGUUCCUUUUUCUUUUCACGGGAAUUCGAAAUUAGUGAUAAUGACCUCAAAAUUUGCCUGCACACUGAGUAUUCUUGUCUUAAGUGUAUUCCAUAUUUGCUUAGCUGAGGACCGCCUCAAGUAAUGGAUAAAUAUUACUGGGACCGUUGUGGCACACCCUGACAGCAAAUAUGGGAAUCAAAAUUUAUUGGCAAUACUGGAAGGCUAUAGAAUGCCAAAUAAAAAAUGCUCAGCUGACGUUUCAACCAGUGAAUUGAACUGAAAGUGCCUGGUCAUUACAAACAAACCCUUUCAUAAACUCACGAGUUAGAAAUAUAAAGUUAAUUUUAUAAAGGACAAUCCAAAAUGAGUCAUGAAAUAGCAGCUGCGGAGGAACAAUUUAAAGGAGUCAACCAACAAAAAGAUUGGACCAGGGACAUCUUGGCAAUGAUUUAGGGACUACUAGAUCAAAAAAAUUGGUCAUGAAGCAUAUCCCUAAAGAGUUGAUGAAAAAACAUUGGUACAUUUGCACCUUUUGCAAACUUUGAUACCAUGCAGAUUUUUUUGUAAGAAUCCAAUCCCAAUCAUAAAAGCUGACAACAUAUAUGUUGAACCAUUUUCAAAUAUGCUUUGUAUUCUUAAAAUAAAAGUUGGCAUUGAUUAUUACAAACAUCAUGUAUUUAUGUUAACAAGGUAUAAAGCCGAUAAAAUGUGAUGUAUGGAAGAUUAUGCAACCAUCCUCCUCUUUUAGUGAUCAUAUAUGAAACAAUUAUUACUUCAGUAGUGACAAAUUGUUUGUAAAUGACAAAGAUAAGCGGUUUUGGCAAGUUUAUUGUUGAAAAAUGAAUAUCUUUCCAAUUAAUGUGUGCACGUCAAUAAAAUAGCACUAUAAUUGACUGAUAUGUUAUAAAAAGUGUAGGUGGUAUUUAUUGUCUAAUAAUAAACCUUUGUAUAAUUACAAAAAAUAAGGAAGUGUCUUCAAAGCAAAUAACUAUUGAAUGUAAUUUUUAGGUAGUGUCACCCUGUUUUAUGCUUAACCUAUGAUAGAGCAAUCUACUUGAGAUUAUUUUUCUGAAAGUGUUGUAUUGUAAAACAGGGCAACUUUGAAUAUUUAUAUUUGUAAAUGUUUCAAUUGACCUUCCUCUUGAUUUUGUUUUGACUAGUAUACAGGUUAUUUAUUUUCCUAUUAUAUUGAACCACUUCUACAACAUUCCUUCUAUUAUAGACAUUCAUACUUUAAAUAAACAUCUUUCAAGUAAUGAAACUGAUCUUAAAUUGUGGAAUUUGUUAUAAUAUGCUCUAGCGAUGUUUUGGGUCUCAGGUUUAGCAUACUAGGUCGCAUUAAUUUAGUUCAUCCUUAAGGAAAGCUUACAAAUUAUUUGUGAUUAGAUCAGUAUUGAAUAAAAUUGUUGUAUUUCCGAUAUACUGAUGUUGUAAUAAAUAUUUUAUUUCUCCAUAACAAUCACAUUGAUGCUAUUUGCGUUUUCAUCAGAAAUUGUACUUUUUUCAAUCUAUUCUUUGUCAUUGUAAAAAUCAAGGGACGUUGUUGGUAUUGUGAAAAAUCUAAAUUUUAUUUCAUUGGUAGCUUUAAUAGGCUUGUUUUCCAAUAUUUAAGAGCUCUCUAAAAACUUUUCCAGUGACUUCAUUGGCUCCACAAGAUGAUUCUGUCUAGCCAACUGUAGAAGUGAAUAGCACUUGGGUGGUGACCUUGUACACCAUUAUUGCAAAAUUAUAAGAACCAAACCUGACUAGAAUAAAAUAUCUCAGAAUCAGAACUCUUUGGUAGAGACUGGUUCUGUUUCAUGUCAAAAAAAAAAA
This is a messenger RNA of Gryllus bimaculatus (two-spotted cricket), 4039 nucleotides long. Lineage: Eukaryota; Metazoa; Arthropoda; Insecta; Orthoptera; Gryllidae. The record is from the annotation of a GenBank genome assembly.